Molecule: messenger RNA, 513 nt
Organism: Pieris brassicae (large cabbage white)
Lineage: Eukaryota; Metazoa; Arthropoda; Insecta; Lepidoptera; Pieridae
Gene: SmE
Product: probable small nuclear ribonucleoprotein E
Exons: 1
Coding region: 107-394 (95 amino acids)
Biological process (GO): spliceosomal snRNP assembly; mRNA splicing, via spliceosome
Cellular component (GO): U1 snRNP; U5 snRNP; U4/U6 x U5 tri-snRNP complex
Molecular function (GO): RNA binding
Source: RefSeq, a predicted model, not a curated record
UUAGACAUUAGCUGUAGACAACGGAAUUCACUAAAUAGACGCCGGGUAGCGUAAAUUACAGCUUUCUUUUGAGUUCAAGUAAAUAAGCAAUUAAUAAAUUAACGAAAUGGCGUACAAAGGCCCACCAAAAGUUCAAAAAGUGAUGGUGCAGCCCAUCAACCUUAUCUUCAGAUAUCUACAAAACAGGAGUCGUGUACAAAUUUGGCUGUACGAAAACGUAAACCUGAGAGUGGAAGGUCACAUUGUUGGUUUUGAUGAAUACAUGAACAUUGUUCUUGAUGAAGCCGAAGAAGUUCACAUGAAGACUAAGAAUCGAAAACAAAUCGGCCGUAUUAUGAUGAAGGGAGAUAAUAUAACUUUGAUACAGAACGUGAAUCCGACUCCGUCUGGGUGAACUUAGGUUAUAAGUGAUGGACAUUCCUAGGUCUAAUUAAAUUGAAGUAAUACAGUUAUGCUGAACUUACUCUCAGAACUUGUGUUAUUUUAUAAUUAAAUAUAAGUACCUAAACCAAA